Fusarium vanettenii 77-13-4 is the source of this 2043-nucleotide messenger RNA. RefSeq lists its product as uncharacterized. The coding region runs from base 1 to 2043 and encodes 680 amino acids. The transcript is spliced from 2 exons. The record is from RefSeq and is a predicted model, not a curated record. NCBI's taxonomy places the organism in Eukaryota, Fungi, Ascomycota, Sordariomycetes, Hypocreales, Nectriaceae.
AUGAGCCAAGACAACAGUGCCGGCUUUACUGAGGCGGAACUUCGACAGCCCGGUCGCUACAACAUCCAGCUGAGCGAUACAGGGUCGGUGAAUAGCUCCAGCACCGACCUCGUCAAGAAUCAGCAUCAUGCUUUCAAGAAGCAGAAACUGGAUCUCCAAGGCCUGUCUGCUGAUUUUGCCGUCAUUGUGCUGCCGUUUGGCCUUGUUAUUUUCUCCUUUCUCGUCCUGCGCCUCGAUGGGAUUUCUGUCGACAAGGAAGUAUUUGCACAAUGGCAAAAUGCCAUCACUGUUUGCCAGCUUGCCACUCUGUUUCCCAUUCUAUUUGCUGCAAUAUUUGGACGUCUCAUCUACCAGAUGGCAAGAUGGAGUCUGGAAAGAGGCACCUCAUUGGGCUCUCUGGAGCAGCUGAUGGGUAGUCGAACCGUCGGGGGUGCUGUCCUCACUCAGUUCCAGCUCAAGGCCUUGAACCCCCUGGCCAUCUCUCUGAUACUCGUUUGGGCUGUAUCCCCCCUGGGCGCGCAGUCCAUACUGCGUAUGCUGGGCUCCCGACUUGACGAGCGAGGACACGAUUCAAAUGUUGUUUAUUUCAAUACGGAUGCUGAAUCACAGCCCUCCCACAAGGAACUUACGGCAGGAGUGUCAGAAUACACCCUUGAAUUCUUGUCAUCCUUGGGGACCAUGUUUGGCGCUGCCCUCAUUUCGCCCAAGUCAAUCAAGAGGGACUCGAUGGAUGUUUGGGGCAACGUCAAGAUCCCCUUCCUGAAGUCGGACGAUAAUGACGGCUGGCAGAGCGUCUCGUGGACAUCCAAGCUCGAGCAUUACUCUGCUCUGGUUGGUGUCCCGGUGGUCAACGUCUCGAUGGGGAACACCACCUUUUCUCUCGAGUCGAGCUACAUUGACCUCAAAUGCUCCAACAUUACUCGGAUGGAUACGUAUGGCGUUGCUCAGUACCGGGACUUUGACUGGCCCUAUUGGUCGUCGCCGGGGCCUUUCAAGAACGGCACCUGGUACGGCUUCAACAACACGUUCCAAGACGAGUAUCGUCGUUCCUGGGCCAUCGCCCUGAACAGAUUUGUCGAUCUGUAUUGGGCCAAUAGCACGCUGGUCAUGGAAAGAGCCCCGGAUGCCUUCAACCUAGCAGACGCGGCCCUGACCCGACCCGCCGCCUUUGUGAACGAGACAGGGAUCGAGGUCAAACCGGCAAAGCUCUACUUCCAGGCCCAGCUCAGCAACACCAUGAUGCGGGAACUACCCGGCCUCACAGCUUACUGUGAUAUCGCGCAAAAGUAUGUCGAGUCUCGCGUGACGUGCCGACGGACGACUUCGACCGGCCAGCAGAACUGCACCGUCACGGCACAGAGGCCUUCGCAACGACAACACGCGCCCGAGGCCAUCACACACCUCUCUUUCCCCGCCGUGUUUCGGUGGAUAUCUAAGUAUAUGCCACUGGCAACGGCAGUACGAAACGCCGGAGUAUGUGACCUCGUUCUGCAGUACCUGGACAUGCCAGGCCUAGAUACCAUGAACAACGAUGUAUCCGGCGGGUUUAUUAAUGUCGACCAAGAGUUGUUCAGCCUGCGGCUAAGCCAAGUGCUAAACACGUAUAUACUCCUGGGCCAGAUGUAUCUUCGAGCCGUCGGCAGCACCAAAACUAACAACUGGAUCAAGGACAAGUGGAACGUGACAACGCCGGUCGAGGUAGUCAACCUGGUCGAGGUCUACUCAGUCACGGGGCUGUGGAUGGGCUUCUGCAUCUUCUCGUGCAUCGCGCUCAGUGUCAGCGGGAUCCUCAGCGUCUUCUUCACUCACCUGGCCAGCGGGCCCGACGUGCUCGGGUACGCGUCGACGCUGGUGCGGGACUCGCGGUACAUACAGCUGCCGCCCGAGACGGGACAGAUGGGCGGGGCCGACAUGACGGUCGAGAUGAGGGACAUGAGGGUCCGGUAUGGGUUCACGGGACAGAACUCCAAGGGGCAGGUGUGGGUAGGAGUUGGGCGGGAGAAGGAGACGAAACGAAUAAGAGAUUACAUCGUACAAGACUAG